GGACUAUGAGUGGGUUUCAAUAAAUUAUUUGAUCUAAAGAUUGAUACUUAUCGUCUGACCUACAAUACCCAUUACGGUAGACUGAGAACAUUUAGAUUGAAACAUUGUGUGUCUUUUAAGUCCGUACGCUACGUCCUAUGGCAAAUAUUCCGCGUUUUGGGGUUUCUGCUAAGUAUAGAGGGAAAGUUGAUGCUGAAGAGACUAACACGACUAAGAGCGGUUCACGUUAUUUUUCCGGUUCAUCAACAAACUCCCAUACUGGUAGUUCUCGGGCUGAAGAUGUUAGUCGAUCAGACAGUGUUUACAGCUCGAAUAUUGAAGAAGAUGCGCGACUGGGGUUUGCAAAUCUACCUGAACAGAUGCACAGGAAAGCUGUCAAGAAGGGCUUCAAUUUCACUUUGAUGGUUGUCGGUGAAAGUGGUUUGGGCAAAUCAACGCUAAUUAACAGCUUGUUUGUCCAAGAUUUAUACAAAGAUAGAGAAAUCAUUGAAGCAAAUAAUCGUGUUCAAAGCACAACUCAAAUUGAAAAACGUCAAAUUGAAUUGGAUGAGCGUGGAGUCAAGUUACGCCUUACUGUUGUCGAUACUCCCGGCUUUGGUGAUGCUGUGAAUUGCAAUGACUGUUGGAAACCAAUAGAAGAUUACAUAGACAGCACAUUUGAACAAUAUUUUAAAGAUGAAUGUGGUCUGAAUCGUAAAAAUAUUCAUGAUCACCGAGUUCACUGUUGUUUGUAUUUCAUAUCACCAUAUGGUCAUGGUUUACGCCAAAUAGAUGUUGAAUUUAUGCGCCGUCUUCAACAUAAAGUCAACAUAGUCCCCGUAAUAGCUAAAGCUGAUGCAUUGACUGCUAAUGAAUUACGUGCAUUUAAAGAACGCAUAAUGGCAGAUUUUGAUCGUUAUAAAAUUGAUAUUUAUCGUUUACCUGAAUGUGACAGUGAUGAAGAGGAUGAAAUCAAACGUUUAGAUAAAGAAAUCAAAGCUGUUCUACCUUUCGCUGUCGUCGGCAGUAAUUGUGUUAUCGAUUUAGAUGGUAGUCGUCGAGCUCGUGGUAGACAAUAUCCUUGGGGGUCAGUUGAAGUGGAGAAUAGUCGUCAUUGCGAUUUUACAAAGCUGCGUAUAUUUCUGCUAAAGACACAUAUGCAGGAUUUAAAAGAUAUGACAUUGGAUGUGCAUUAUGAAAAUUAUAGAGCGAAAUACAUUACUGAACGGAUGUCUAAGCGUCAAAGCGAUCGUCGUGAAGGUGUUGGUACUGGAGCAUUGGCAAGAUUAGAAAAAGAAGGUGGAACUGGCUUUGAGGCUAUUGUUGAUCAAGAUAGUUUACUGAAACAGAAAGAGGAAGAGCUUCAAAGAAUGCAACAACUAAUGAGUAAAAUGCAAGAACAGUUAAAACGUAAUACCAAUGUUGUGCCGAACGCAUCAGUCGGUUUAAAUAAUGGUACAAGUAAUACUCAAUCUUCUCCUAUUCCUGCAACUGGUCAACAAGCUUCUUGAAUACAAAAAGAGUAUAUAGGUUGUUUAGGAUUCAAAAUCGCGUUAUCACAUUUAUUUAUAUCUUAUUAUUUUGCUUAAAAUUCAGUCGAUUAGGUCGGAAUAUGGUCAAUAUGAUGUGCUAACAAUAAAUAUUUUAUCGUUUAUACUAAUAAAACUAUUACUUCUUUCUUUCUUUUCUUGAAUCCAUACAAAAUUGUCUAAUUAAAUUGUUUGUGUCUACUUAUGUUUAUUCAAUUACCGGUUCCAUAUAAUUUUGUUUCAAUAAAAAAAAAACUAGACAGAAAUUUUCUUUCUUCUUUUAUUGAACUUAUUACAUUACAUAUUCUCAGUUUUUAAUUAUGUUUGCAUUUCAUUAAGAAUAAAGGUAGAACGAACUGUUAAUUUUCACUUCUACUGAUGGUAUAUUGUUUUUUUUUUUAAUUCUCUCUCAAUUUUUGCAGUUCAUCAUAAAGUUCUUCCUUCUUUUCUGUUUUUUAAUUAAUCAUGAAUAUGCAUUUUAUCUUACUUAUAUUAUAAAUCAAAUCAAUUGAUUACUUUCUUUUCAUUUUAUUCAUCUAGUCUAGCUUAUUCAUGUUUUUUUUUCUUUUUUACUUUGUGGUUACAACAAUUCCUGUUACACUUUGUUAACCAAAAGUUAUAUUAUUUGAUGUGAAAAACAAACUUUAUAUUUUUUAUCUGUGUACGCAUUUUCAUACUUUUUGUUAAAUUUUGUCUUUUCACUUCAUUUUAUUAUUUCGUCUAAUUACUUAAAAAAAAAUGAGGUGAAUAAACCAUGCCUAUCACAAUGUCAAAUAAUUGUCAAUGUCCUAAAAAUACUUAGUGUACUGUUAUUAUUUUUUUUUGCUGUGUCAAGUGGGUUAUUUUUUCCUCUUGAUGUACUUAGCUGUUUAGAAUUGACGAUUUUCUGUAAAAUAUUUAUGUAUCCGUAAUUAGUAUCUCCCACUUUACUUAAUACCUAAUUAGGAGUGUUGAAAAGCUAAUUUUUCGUCAUUUGUAAGAUAUUACUGUUUCACCAAGAUUAAAAGUUUCUGUAUAAUGAGCUCAGCUUAUAUAAUCUCGGUUUUACGAACAUCAAUUUCUACAGUUUCCGCUAAUUCAAAAGAAAUGUCUACAAAUGUAAUUACGGUCACGAAAGAUCCUCGGAAACUUAAUAGAUUAUCGUCUCAUAUUAAAAAUACUUCAGAAAUAAUCCCUAGGAUCUUGAGAUUAGUAUUUCUAACAAACCAACUCAAGAACCUUAUUCCAAUCUCUUUAGACAAAAAGACAUACAGGCGAAACAGGACGUCGUACUGCUGACUGUAGAGAGAUGUGACAGUAGUACGGUGUUUCCCUCGGGCGACCAGCAUCUGCAGCGAUGCUGCCUUCCCACAAGGAGGGGUGGGGUAAGAUGCUGCCUUCUCACAGGUAAGUAAGGGUUAGAAAAGGUCGACCCUAAAAAUGCCACACCCCACGGAUUUCCAUCUCCAAGUUGGUCACGAACAAUCAUUCCUACACCUAAUAACUCUCUUAUCUCCACGACUAACCCUUCUCACGUCCCUUCAUCACCUAGCGCCACUAAUGCAAACGAUUUGAGUGCGUGGAACGUUAUUCCCGGUCUCCUGAAACCACGCUCUAAACUACACGUAGGAGCUUUUAACGUACGAACACUUUGCCAAAUAGGACAGCAGGCUUCCUUAGCUAAAACUUUAGAAUCUCGCGCCAUCGAUGUGUGCUGCGUCUCCGAAACGCGCAUACAGGAUCCGAGUAGCGUCAUUCAUUUGACCUCACCAUGCCAAAAUAAAGAACCGACUCAAUUUACGCUUCGUGUAUCUGGAAGCCCUGAUUCUGUUUCCCGUGGCCUCGCCGGCGUAGGCAUAUCAUUGAGUUCUAGGGCAGAACUAGCUUUCUUAGAGUGGAUCCCAGUAGACAGCCGUUUGUGCGCUGUCCGACUGAACGGAACAGUAAGAAUCCGAAAAGAUAGGGACACUCGUCGUUGCCUCUUCGUCGUCUCUGCCUAUUCUCCUACUGACUGCAGCUCAGAUGAUGUGAAAGAUGAGUUUUACAGAAAGCUUUCCGACCUUCUUCGAAAAGUUAGGUGCUCUGAUGUAGUAAUAGUGACUGGUGACUUUAAUGCUCAAGUAGGUAAACUAAACGAAAGGGAAAGACACCUGGGUGGAUCUUAUGGUGUCUUGGCUCAAAGAAUAGAUAAUGACGACCGUCUGUUGCAGCUAUGUUAAGAUAACCGCCUGUUUCUAGCGAACACUAACUUUAAGCAUAAGCAAAAACAUAUUUUGAAAUGGUGACCCCCGAAUUCGUCCCAACGUUGGACCCAACUAGAUCACAUCGCUAUCAGCCACCGAUGGGGGGGGGUCUCGACAGAAGACUGUCGCUCGUUCUGGAGCACAUAUUCUUGUGCGAGCACGUAUUUGUCUACGUCUUAUUGGACGUAGGGAAGACGUCUAAAGGAAACCUCUUAGGAUCCUACUUGAUGAUAGUCAAGCUAAGAGUAUAUUUGAGGAACAACUAGAAAAACAGUUAGGCAGCCAUGUAAGUGAUGCCCAUCCCAAG
Schistosoma haematobium is the source of this 4037-nucleotide messenger RNA. RefSeq names its product Septin-4 (gene SEPT4). Bases 138 to 1490 code for a protein of 450 amino acids. NCBI's taxonomy places the organism in Eukaryota, Metazoa, Platyhelminthes, Trematoda, Strigeidida, Schistosomatidae. Gene Ontology annotation, biological process: cytoskeleton-dependent cytokinesis; regulation of exocytosis. The transcript is spliced from 10 exons. The record is from RefSeq and is a predicted model, not a curated record. Gene Ontology annotation, molecular function: GTP binding; molecular adaptor activity; GTPase activity. Gene Ontology annotation, cellular component: synaptic vesicle; cell division site; septin complex.